CCCAGCUCCGGACCUGGGCCGCGGGGCAAGCGGGCGCUGUUCCCGACCCCGCGCGGACUUCGGAAUUGGCACCGGGACGGACAGGCGCCGCAACCCCGGCGCGUCUCCGCCGGACCCCGCGAGAAUGCGCGCCCAGGCGGCCCUGGACGCGCCCCCGAGCGAGCGGUUCCUUCCCCGGGACCCCGCGGCUUCCCGGGACCCGGACGCCGCGCGGCCGACGCGCAGGAGCGCCGUGGAGAGGCUGGCGGCAGACCGCGCCAAGUACGUGCGGGGCCGGCCGGGGGCUGGCCGGGGCUCUGCUUCCGAGGACAGCGGCCCCGCGGCGAUCAGGGAGCUGGGGCACGACCCCGGGCCCCCGGCCCGCGCCCCGGGCCCCGUGGCGCGCAGGGCUAUCGCGCGGAAGCCGCUGCGGCCGGACUCGCUGGUCAUCUACCGGCAGAAAUGCGAGUUCGUGCGAGGACCGGGCGCCGACGGCUCCAGGGCGAGCCUGGUGAAGAAGCUUUUCCAGGGGCCGGGCAAGGACAAGGCGCCGGCGCCCUCCGAGACGCCCCGGCUGGGAGAGGAGGCCAGGGCCGGGGGCGCGGAGGCCGCCCCGAGCAAGCUCGGCCCCGCAGCGGCUCCCGCAGCCCCCGAGACCCCGGCCCCCGCUCCGCCGACCGCAGCGCCCGCCCGGGUGCCGGCUGCGCGCCCGUGCCCCGAGCUGCGGGCGGCGAGGCGCGGGGGGCUGCGGCGCUCGCAGUCGGACCUCAGCUCCCGCCACUCCGCGGCCAUGGCCGAGUCUGACACCUUCUUCCGGUACUGCGGUCUGGACCCCGAGGUGGUGGAGGCUCUUGGGAGGGAGAACUUCUCCGUGGGGUCGGACCUUGUGGGCCUGAAGGUGCGCAGCGUGAGCGUGGCCACCUCCGACAGCGGCUUCUCCCGGCACAGCGGCGGCGAAGACGGGCUGCAGGAAGAGGAGCUGACGGAGCAGGUGCCCAGCACCACCUCGGUCGUCGAGCGGAACGCGCGCAUCAUCAAGUGGCUGUACACCUGUAAGAAGGCCACGGAGACCCCCAGACAGGGGCUGCAGGGGCCGGCGUGACCGCCCGCGCUCGCGGAGACCAGGACCCAAGGUGUGCGCCCGGAACGCGGGGUGGGAAGCCGGUCCUGCCCGGGAGGGCGUGGUGAACGUGGCAGCUGGAUGUGGCUAGUUCCAGCUGAUGCUUAGAUGCGGGACGGAAGGGACCCAGGAGAUUGGGACGCAGAGGCUUACGAGUUGAGCCCCCACAGCUGAGGAGCAGAAGGCACCGACCCAGCCACCUGCAGGUCCGACGAGCGCGCUGCCACCUGACCGCCCACAAGGGCAGUUCUGUGAGUUAACGCGGUCCCGGCUGCCUUAUUACUGUGAAAAUAAGAGAAACCAGAAUUGUAAAGGCCUGUCCGCAGGCAGUUUUACACCCCUGCCGGUGUUAUGUCCCCUGUGAGACGCCAGCUGCUCCACGCGCAGCCCCAGGGUGGCACUGCUGUCGCGCCUGUGCGGAAAGGAAGUCCCUGUACUGUCCCGGGGCCUUUCCCAA
Propithecus coquereli (Coquerel's sifaka) is the source of this 1556-nucleotide messenger RNA. It is a transcript of the gene FAM110C, whose product is annotated as family with sequence similarity 110, member C. The coding region runs from base 125 to 1081 and encodes 318 amino acids. NCBI's taxonomy places the organism in Eukaryota, Metazoa, Chordata, Mammalia, Primates, Indriidae. Gene Ontology annotation, molecular function: alpha-tubulin binding. Gene Ontology annotation, cellular component: cell cortex. Gene Ontology annotation, biological process: positive regulation of cell migration; regulation of cell projection assembly. The transcript is spliced from 2 exons. The record is from RefSeq and is a predicted model, not a curated record.